AUGUCGUCAUCGUCUUCACAAAAUUAUGAUAAACCAACCACCGCCCAUACUGAGUUCCCUGACCACCAUGAACAAAACAAACAACAACAACAUCGUCAUCAUUUUGUAUCAAGAAUCCACAUUCACGGAGAAGGCAACGAGUUAGUCACCAUUGGAGGCCAUAGUUACUAUCGUCAUGAAUUGAUGUCGGCUUUCGGUGGUUCCUUAAACCCAGGAGCUUCUACAUACCCCAAAGUCAAUAUGAACCCAGCACCAAUUGGAUUAUGUGGGUUUUCAUUAACCUGUUUUGUUUUAAGUUUAUUUAACGCUCAAGCUAUGGGCAUUACCAUUCCUAAUGCUGUUGUUUCCUUGGCUUGUUUUUAUGGUGGAGUUGUGCAGUUCUUGGCAGGUUUAUUUGAAUUUGCCACUGGUAAUACCUUUGCUUUUACGGCAUUGGUGUCAUAUGGAGCCUUUUGGAUAAGUUAUUCCUGUUUGUUUAUUGAAAGUUUUGGUAUUGCUGCUGCUUAUGAAGAUACCGAUCAAUUUAAUAAUGCAGUCGGAUUAUUUUUAUUAGGAUGGGUAAUAUUCACAUUUAUUAUUGUCUUGAAUACGAUGAAAUCAACGUUGGCAUUUUUCUUGUUGUUUUUAUUUUUGGAAUUGACAUUUAUAUUGUUGGCUUGCGGGUCAUUGACGGGUAAAGUUGGAGUUACGCGUGCUGGUGGAGUCAUUGGGUUCAUUACGGCAAUUAUUGCCUGGUACAAUGCAUUUGCAGGUACUGCUACCCGGUUCAAUUCAUAUAUCGUGCCACACACUAUGCCCUUACCUGUAAUAGAGUUUGGGAAACGGGAAGCAUAG
This is a messenger RNA of Lodderomyces margitis, 834 nucleotides long. RefSeq names its product acetate uptake transporter family protein. The record is from RefSeq and is a predicted model, not a curated record. The transcript has a single exon. Bases 1 to 834 code for a protein of 277 amino acids. Gene Ontology annotation, cellular component: plasma membrane. Lineage: Eukaryota; Fungi; Ascomycota; Pichiomycetes; Serinales; Debaryomycetaceae. Gene Ontology annotation, molecular function: acetate transmembrane transporter activity.